Molecule: messenger RNA, 2930 nt
Organism: Aegilops tauschii subsp. strangulata
Lineage: Eukaryota; Viridiplantae; Streptophyta; Magnoliopsida; Poales; Poaceae
Molecular function (GO): protein binding
Source: RefSeq, a predicted model, not a curated record
UAGCGAUAUGGAUGUGAACUAGAACAAUUCUUGUUUUAGGUAGAAUCAGAAUAAUUCUUUAUUCGCUAUCAAAAGAAUUAAGCAGAGCAUUUCAAAUUUCAUAUUUCGAAGAGAGUUCACCCAAGGUGAGUGCUGUGUCAAGUUCAAAAAUAGAGUAAGUGGUCUGGUCAACAGUACUGUAGCUGUAGGCUGCUUUUCCUUCCCAAAGCCUGAUCCGAAUGUACUCCGCUCUUUUCGUCGGUACAGAAAAACACAUCCCUCCGUCCCUGCUACUGCUCCUUCCCUGCAAAGCCAAACCAUGGCCGGACCACUCCCCACGCCACCGCCGGUGGAGGAGCCACAGACGGGGGCUGCAAAGUCGGGGACGACGGUCGAUGCCCUCACCGUGGACACGCUCCGCGACAUUCUCCGUCGCCUCUCCGUCGCCGACCUUCUCCGUGCCGCCCUCGCCUGCCACCGCUGGCGCCGCGUCGCCGCACGCUGCAUCCCCCGCACCGCUCCUCUCCUCGGCUACUUCUUCCACCCCACCGCCACGGGUUUGCCGCCACCCAUGCCCAAGUCAUCCAAGGAAAUUGACACCCCCGCCGUCUUCGCUCCCUUGGACGCCUCCGCCCCGAACCUCUCCCUCGACUUCGCUCCGGGGGCCUCCCGCUUCGUGCUCCACGACUGCCACCAAGGCCUCCUGCUUCUCGAACCGUUCGCGUCGCUCCCCAAGGGGACCAUCCCGCGCUUCCUCGUCCUCGACCCGGCCACCCGCCGCCGCGUGCUCCUCCCGCCGCCACCGCGCGACACGGUGCCCGACGACCACCGCUGGCGCCGCUCCAGGUACUACGUCGGCUCUGCACUGCUCUCCCGCGCGCACCCGAGCAGGCUCUGCUUCGAGGUCGUCUGCUUCGCCAUCGACGGCGGGCACCCGCGCGCAUUUACUCCGUCCGUGGACGACGGCCGAUGCAGCUGGCGCGCGCUCCCGCGUACCAUGGAGGUAGAGGUCGGUUUUGACCCCUGGUGGUUCGAGCGACGCUGCGUGCACGCAGCCGGGAAGCUCUACUGGCACAUCUGCAACUCCUACCGCAUGCUCGUGAUGGACCCUGCCACGCUGCACUUGUCCUACCUGCUGGCGCCAGCUGCACUGUCGGACGAUUUCUGCACGUACCGCGUCGGGGAGACGCCGGAGGACGGACGGCUUUGCCUCCUGGCCGUGGAGAGUCGUUCGAGGCAGCUGCAGCUCUGGGUCCGCGGGCAGGCCAGAGGGAGCGACAAUGGGUGGCUUCUGGAGAGGGAGAUGCUCAGCAUGCGUGUGGUGUGGGACGCAGUGCCAGGCCUGCCCAAUGACCUUGCCCACAGGGUCUACAGUGUUUGGCCCAGCGACAUGGACGCGGGGCGUACCGGCAAGGUGUUCAUCAAAACCAUGGGAUAUGGGCGCUACUCCUUACAUCUGGACACCGCCAAGAUCGAGCGCCUGCACACCAAACAUGGCAAGGAGUACGGCCACCCGAUCUACGCCUACUUCCUCGCGUGGCCGCCUGCGUUCCUCGCUCCAGAAUACUGACUUCCCGGUGAUUGGUAAAACCUCCUUCCCUCUUAAGAUACCACUCAUCGACGUUGCUUGAUCAUGUGCUUAAUGCUGCCUUGAGUUGUUCCUUGCAUGUGCAUGUGAUGAUAGGUGCAUUCGAUUUAGUUUACACUGCUGGCGUUGGUAGCAGAUAUAUAUCCAUUUGUUGUCGGAUUUUGCAAAGUUGCCAGGAUUUCUUAUUGCAAGACAGGCCUCUGAAGCCACUGUGCUCAAAGUGGUAACAAAUGUGAAGCAAUCAUUCAAAAUACUUGUCUGUUUUAGAAUUUCUAGUCAUGAUUUCUUUCUCGAUUCCGGUUUCGAUAUAUGCUGGUGGUAGAAGGUCUAAUGCAUACAUAUACAUUAUUCCUCUACAUGGAUCAUAGUCUCUAGCUACACUGCACGCAUGUUCAUUUCUAUCCUGGUCUGUCAUAUUUCGCAUACCAAAGUUUUGGCAAUUUGAUGGAGUUUUUUGAACGAAUCAAAUAUUGCUAUUUGUUACAGCCGUUAACAAGUAUAGAACGAAUAGAGUAAACAUUCCUACUUGUUCUGCUGGUCGCAGCCAUUAAUUAACCAUUAGCUAAACUCUGCCUUAAAAGGAGAGAGCCAGAAAUAACCAUAACGGUGUGUUUCCUAAAAUUUGGUCAUUUUUUUAUUGAAUGAGUAGUAUUUGGUCACUUAGAAGAGCAAAGAAAGCUUAAUUAUGUUCAUCGUCUCAUUAGCACUUAAAUAGUUUUUUUUCCGCGGAAGUACCUUAUAUUUUGAAUUUUUGAUUGCUUGAAAUCAUUAAAUGCUGUCAGCGGUCUUUUGCUUUACCUGUACAUGGGCUUAAUGUUGUUCAUCAUCUCAUUAGCACUUAAAUAGUUUUUUCCCGUGAAAGUACCUUAUAUUUUGAAUUUUUCAUUGCUUAAAAUCAUUAAAUGCUGUCAGCAUUCUUUUGCUUUACUUGUACACUGGCCUAAUGUUUGUGAUCGCAGUUUGCUUGUACAUAGUCAUGGUUUAAUGUUCUGAAUAGCAAUCUACUGGUCAAUAGUUUUUCAGUUUAGCAAACAGCCCAAUUGAUACAAUAUUCUUCUCAGAAUACUCAGCACCUUUCAGUUCAGCUGAAAUUGUGCAAACUCUCAGAAUACUCUUUCAGAAAAAUUUUUAUUGGAAAAGUGAGUACUCAGGCCUGUUUCAUUUUUUGUAACACCAUCUAUAUAUAAGCUUAAAAUUUUCUUUUGCUUAUCAGUUUAGCUUUUAUGGCUUAGAGCAUUACUAGUAGAACCCUCAAACCCUCAAAUCCUUAAAGCAGUUUUAAGGGUUGAGAAGUGCCACUUUUUGACACUUUUAAGGGUUGAAAAACAGGGGCAAAUACUAGAACCCUUAAACCCAACCCUUA